AUGGCACCGCUGCCACUCGGGCACCUGGGCUCGCCCGCCUCGUCGCCGCCCACCUCGCCUCACUUCCUCGCCUCAUCCCCGCUCGCUCCGCCCUCUCCCUCGCCAACGCACUCGCCCGCCCACCAGCAGCAGUACCACCACGACGACUAUGCCCACAUCGUCCGCUCCCUCCACCGUCGCUCGACCGACCGCGUCUCGCUCGCCGCCCUCGCCUCGUCCUCGUCCCCGGCCUCGUCGAGCCGCGCCGCCGACCCGCACCCCGUGCCGGCACUCGAGGCCGACCUGCGCCUCGCCGCCCAGAUCGGCCAGACGCUCCUCGCCGACAAGACGGCCCUGCAGGGCAGACUCGACGCCGCCGAGCGCGCAAAGGGCAAGCUCCUCGACCGCUUGACGGCCAGUGUCAAGGAGGGCAACGGCCUGCAACGGCGCCUCGAGGAGACGGUCGCCAACCUCGAGAACGCCGACGCGUCCAACCGCGCUCUCCUCGUCUCGCUCGAGGAGGACCGCAAGACCAUCUCGCGCCUGUCGUCCGACGCCGGCCGCUCGAUCCAGGCCCACGCCCAGCUCUCGAACCUCCAGCGCGCGCACGACGACCUGCGGCAAGAGCUCGCCGCCGAGCGCCGCCGCGCCGACGCCGCCGACGCCAAGGCGCGCAAGCUCGCCGAGCGCGCCACCGAGCUCGAGGAGCGCCUGCGCAGGGCGACGGCCGACCUCGAGGAGAUGCGCCAGGACAAGGUCCUCAACGCGCGCCGCAGCCUCGACGCGCUCAACCGCGCUCGCGCCGCCGCCGCCGGCUCGUCCUCGUCGGCCAAGCCGGGCCUGCCGCGCAUCGGCGCCCUUGCGCCGCUCGUCCCUGCAGAUGGCAGCGGCGGACCCGGCGGCGGCGGCACCGAGAUCGAGGCGCAGCUCAGCGACAACCCCGAGGCCAAGGAGCUCCUGCGCAUGGUCGAGACGCUCGCGCGCGAGAACACGCUCCUGCGCAGCGAGAGCAUGGAACUCCGCGGCCUCCUCGACGACUCGCGCGACGAGCAGUGCGACCUGCGCAGCGCCAUGGCGCUCGGCGAGCGCGAGCCGCUCCCCGAGGAGGACGAGCGCGCGCUCGAGCAGGACGACGAGCUCGGCGGGCGAGGCGGCUUCGACGCGCCUCGGCGGCUCUCGCUCGCGUCGCCGAGGGUCCCGCAGCAGGACUCGCCCGCACUCGACGACGGCGCGUCGGUGGGAGCGUCGAGCGUUGCCGAGCCGGCGUUCACGUCCUGGACGAGCAGCGCGUUCCUCGCCCAGUCGCAUUCGUCGCGCGCCGCCGAGCUGAGUCGCACGCUCAGUGCGGGCUCGUCAUCGUCGCUGGGAGCGGCGGCGGCAAGUGGCGUCGACGAGCCGCAGAGCCGGCGCAUCGGCGUCGGCGCACGGCCACCGCCGGUCACGAGCGCGAGCACGGGCGCGCUCGGCAUGGGCAGGAGGUCCGUCGGUCCGGCGGCGAGAGGGCACAGCAGGAGGGCGAUGAGCAUGGACGUCACGCCGCAGGUCAAGUCGCUCAUCAGCAGCGCCCCGACCUCUCCCCGCAUCGACGAGUACUCGCCCUCGACCCGCCCGGCGUCCAUCUUCAGCAACGCGAGCGAGGACGUCGAGCCUCGUCCCCGCCGGCACCACCGCCCCCUGUCGCUCUCGCUCGGCCCGAGCGUCUUCCCGCUCGUGCCCGAGGACGACCAGGACAGCGGCAUCGUGUCGCCGUUCACUCGGCAACCCGCCAACUCGCACCGCCGCCGCUCGAGCCAGGCGCCGUCGCUCACCGGCCUCGGGCUUGGACUCGCAUCGCCUCGACCGACCAGUCGCCCGAGGCGGUCUCGCUCGCCUGAGCGCGUCGAGAUGGCGACGCAGACGACGCCGCCGCGUCGAGCUGCCGAGGCGCGCGCCCCGAGCCCGCCCCGGGUCCUGUCGCCGUCGCCCGGGCCUUCCACCCCUCGAUCCCGCUCGCCACGUCUGUCGCGCAGCCCGUCGCCUCGACUCGGCCCCGCACCAUCCUCGUCCUCGUCCGUCCAUUCCGCCGAGACGCCCGCUCAACCACCUGUCGAGCGCCCGAGCAGCCGGGCAGAACAGCGCACGGCGGCGCUCGGACAGCUCAUCGAGCAUGCCGCCAAGCUCCUCGGCCGGGUCCAAGGCGCCGACAUCGCGACGCAGGAGAAGCGUCUGCGGAAGCAGAACCUGCCCGGCGACGUGCGGCACCUGGCGCACGCCAACCUGCGCGACCUUGUCAACGAGAUCGACUCGGUCCGGACGCACUUCCGCCGGGUCGUCGAGCUCGAGCGCGCCGCACAAGCCCGAUCGUCCUCGCCAAGCUCGUCUGCGCACGGUCCGCCCAGCCUCGACACGUCGCUCGUCACUCGCCGCGACUUUGUCUCGCUCGUCAAGCUCGUGCGCGACCUCCUGUUCGAGUCGUCGCGGCUGCGCAUGCUCGUCAACCGCGUCCAGCUCGACCCGGCGCUCGCGACCUCGCUCAAGGACCUCGACGUGCCGGACGCGAUCGACGCGCUUGACGCGCAGCGGUCGCGUCUCGGUCCCGGGUCGGCCCAGCCCGGUGCGGCAGCGUCGUCUUCGUCGUCAGCGGCGGCCGCAGCAACAGCAGGCGGGCUGCUUGCGCCGCUGUCGAGGCUGUUCGGCGCCGGGCCCGACUCGGCGGAGCAGCACUCGGCUCUCGCGCACAAGGCGAGCACGGCGCAACUGCGUCCGCCCAUGGCCAAGCGCGGCGGGAGCAGCACGGUCAGCACGGCGACGGUCAACGUCGAGUUUGGGAGCGGGCAGGUGCGCCAGGCCGAGAGCGCCGGCUCGCCCGUCGGGCCGUCGCUCGCCUCGCCGUCCUCGUCGGCGGGAGGGGCAGCGACGACGGGCAGAUCGUCGUCCAAGCCGAGGCAGGCGCAGGUCAAGCGCGACCUCGCGAGCAUCUUUGCCGGCGCGUCGAGCCGGUCGACCGGCGGCGAGCAGCACCCGCACUCGUCGUCGUCUUCGGCAGCCGGCCACCUCCUCACGGGCGCAGCGCCUAUUCCUCGAGCGCACGAGCACGCCGUCGGCGCAGGUGCGCCCGCAGGACGACUCGCAUCGUCGGCCUUCUCGUCGGCGGCGUCGUACAUCCCGUUCGGCCGCCUCCUUUCGUCCUAUCGCCCUGCGCUCAGCAGCACGACCAACGCCGUCCUCGACUCGAUGCCUCACUCGUCCUCCUCGGGCGUCAACGGCGCUCGGCAUGCGUCGUCGUCGACGUCGUCUGCGACCGACGAGCGCCCGCCCACGCUCCUCGAGCGGCAGCUGCGCCCUCGCGGCCUGAGCGACUCGUCGAUCCGCUCGACGUUCGUCGCGCACGCCAACCCGCAUCACCGACUCGUCACGGCCGCCGGGCUCGCGCUCAGUGCCGAACCGGCGCGCGCCACCGCCAUCGCGACUGCGACGGCGGCCGACUCGGACACGGCGGCCGGCGUGUCGUCGCUCGGCACGUCGGUCGGCGCUGCAGGCGCAGGCGCGAUGGACGCGCUCCGGGUGCAGCUCGACGAGGCUGCGCUCGGACUCGGGCUCGGCGUCGGGCCGGGCGGCAAGAGCGUGUCGCGCCGGCCGUCGGCGGCGCAGCUGCGCGCAAAGGCCUCGUCGUCCCGCCUGCGCGAGUCGUCCUCGGCGCACACGUCCGCAGACGUGCCGCCGGUACCGCCGCUGCCCAAGGUCAUGGUGGUCCCGACGCCGUCGAGCGCGGCGACGAGCGAGUCGUCGUUGUCCUUCCUCGGCUCGCCGCCUCUCGCCUCGCCCUCCUCGACGACGGCCACCACGGCGACGGCCACGACGCAGCCCAUCUCAAUCUCGCCGUCGUCGACAAGCUCGCUCGGCGCCGCAGCCGCCUCGCUGUCGCAGUCGCAGUCGUCGUCCGGCCACGGCGCCGGGGCAGGAGCCGGUGCGGGCGCGACGAGCCUCCUCGGGUCGCUCGCGAGCAGCGCGUUCGGGAGCUUGGCCAAGCAGGCGACGGGAGCGGGCAUGGGCGACUGGAAGGAGCGAGGGCGAAUGGGCUGA
Molecule: messenger RNA, 4041 nt
Organism: Rhodotorula graminis WP1
Lineage: Eukaryota; Fungi; Basidiomycota; Microbotryomycetes; Sporidiobolales; Sporidiobolaceae
Exons: 4
Coding region: 1-4041 (1346 amino acids)
Source: RefSeq, a predicted model, not a curated record